GUGGACUUGGCUGUCCUGUCACCAUCUGCCUUGAAACUCGGCAAAGACAUCUUGACACCGUCUCAGCAGGCGACACUCGGCUACUACACCAGCAGCCUCCAACAUCUUUAGAAACCACAGCUAGAGUCUGAUCCAACCGUCGUUUGGCAUUGUAUAACUGAGAGUAAAAGCACAUUCAAAAUGCAGACCCUGGAGAUAUCCACCCUGUUGUGUCUCAUCCUUGUCUGGAGCGGCGCCGAUGCCUCACAGAAGCCCAUCUGUUCCCUGGGGCCAGUGAGCCAGGGGCUCCAGUGGCUCGCCGACCCGGACAACUGCUCCACCUUCUACCUGUGCCACGGAGCCCAGAGGUUCGAGUUUGACUGCGGGGACAACGUCUGGGACCAAGAAACCAAGACUUGUGUCGGUCGGGGAUCUGAGUGGGAUAAAUGCUCACUCGUCAAAGAUCUCAAUACAUGGCAACGAGCGAGAAGUGCACUGAAGGCAGCAAAGCGGUCUUCGCCAAGGGAGACAACUGCGCCCAGUACUACGACUGCAGUUCAAGGGAGGCGACCGUGAGCAGCGACCCCACUGUGCGCGAGUGCGAGUUCCCUCUCUUGUUCAACGAUGUCACCAAGCAGUGCGAGCACUUCAGUCAAGUCACCUGCGGGCUGAGAGAAGAACCUCUGGAUGCAUGUGGCUAUGCAGCCAACCAGUGUACCCGAAGCUCUCACUGCAUCCCGUGCAACGUUCGUUUCCCAUCAUGCCGCGGGCUGCCAGACGGCCUCAACCCCUGGGUGGGACGCGAGUACUCGCCCUACUUCGUCCUGUGCCAGAACCAGCGGGACCUCCACCACGGACAGUGCCAGGGUGGACAAUCUUCCACCCGGAGCAACGUGUCUGCACCGCCAUUCCAGAGAAACCAGCAACUAGUGCAUCCUCAGUGAGGUGGCAGGGAGGAGACGAAACUGUUGAAACCUUUGAUCUCAGCAACGGCAUGUGUACACCCCUUCAUCCCUCAAAAAGAAGAAAAUGAUUUUCUCCGCACAGAAGACAUAUGUCUUACCGCAAUAUGUUCCAACAGAAACUGAAAGAAGCAAAAAAACAAUUUUCUUUAAACCGCUUCAUCACUGAAACUGUCGACAACAGUAGCAAAUAGCAGUUAUCAUGAUUCUAAUGUACAAUAAUUUAUAAAACUUCUUUGUUUUUCUCAGUUUGGUAAUUUUUUUUAAACAAUCAUUGUUCAUAAUAGUAUUAUGCAUUUUUAUUUUGAUUGUUCUUGCUUGGAAAUGUUAUUAUAUAUUUAUUUGAAAUCAAAUGUUUGACUCCUCUGUGAUAAAUUUUAUAUGAUUUUGUUUUUCGGUCGAUGAUUGAAAUGAUAAUUGACGAAUAAAUUGAAAAGUCAG
Pomacea canaliculata is the source of this 1382-nucleotide messenger RNA. RefSeq lists its product as uncharacterized. Lineage: Eukaryota; Metazoa; Mollusca; Gastropoda; Architaenioglossa; Ampullariidae. The transcript is spliced from 3 exons. The coding region runs from base 426 to 923 and encodes 165 amino acids. Gene Ontology annotation, molecular function: chitin binding. The record is from RefSeq and is a predicted model, not a curated record. Gene Ontology annotation, cellular component: extracellular region.